AUGCAAAAGUACAGGCCACAGGUCUUGACAAAGUGUGUCUGCACUCCCGGCACGGAAUGCAAGUCCGUCAUUGCCAACGCGGGGGUUGCGUCGGUAGCUUCGACCAUCUUCGUGAGAAUCGCCUUGGGCACCCUUCUGGAGCGGUUCGGCCCCGUAAACGUGCAAUGCGGGCUGAUGAGCUUUGGCGCUUUCUGGGUUUUCAUGGCAGCAGCCAUCACCGCACCCUGGAAUUACACCCUCAUCAGGUUCUUCAUUG
Symbiodinium pilosum is the source of this 256-nucleotide messenger RNA. NCBI's taxonomy places the organism in Eukaryota, Dinophyceae, Suessiales, Symbiodiniaceae. The record is from the annotation of a GenBank genome assembly.